AUGAGCAGUCCGCCGUCUCUCAGCAGCUCUGUUCCAUCACACUGUACACGACAGAGGGGCGGGCGCCAUGACACCGUGACACGCCGCUGUCUCUGCCGUUUAGCUCUUCACAGUAAUGUACACAAACUGACGGUGGCGAAAAUGGCGGAGCAGGAGCCAGAGCAGGAGCCAGUGCAGGAGCCAGAGCAGGAGCCAGAGCAGGAGCCAGAGCUGGAGCCAGAGCAGGAGCCAGAGCAGGAGCCAGAGCAGGAGCCAGUGCAGGAGCCAGAGCUGGAGCCAGAGCAGGAGCCAGAGCAGGAGCCAGAGCAGGAGCCAGAGCAGGAGCCAGGACAGGAGCCAGAGCUGGAGCCAGAGCUGGAGCCAGAGCAGGAGCCAGAGCAGGAGCCAGAGCAGGAGCCAGUGCAGGAGCCAGAGCUGGAGCCAGAGCUAGAGCCAGAGCAGGAGCCAGAGCAGGAGCCAGUGCAGGAGCCAGAGCUGGAGCCAGAGCUGGAGCCAGAGCAGGAGCCAGAGCAGGAGCCAGACCAGGAGCCAGAGCAGGAGCCAGAGCAGGAGCCAGAGCAGGAGCCAGAGCUGGAGGAGGGGCUGGGGAGGUCGCCCUCCAUCGGCGUUCCUCCGUGUUGUGGCGAUCAGACUGUGAUCGUGGCGUCUUCCGGGGGCGGCGUCCUGCUCCGUGCUCCCGAGAGGACGGCCCGGGACGAGAACAACAACAGGGGCGCAGAGGGGAGGGGGGGUGGGGGGGGUUGCUUUAUGAGGCCAAGAAUGAGUAAAUCCAUUGUCAAAGAGAUGACUUGUUGGCAGCAGCUGCAGAGGUUCGGGUCAGACCAGAGGUGCAGGAGCAGAAACCGGCCCGAGAGGAGCUGCUUUCAACCAGUGCCAGGCCUCACGCUGACACUGGGAGCUCUGCCUCUGCCCCCUCCUGCCCCCGGCCCUCCUGGAUGUGGGUCUUAG
This is a messenger RNA of Knipowitschia caucasica, 948 nucleotides long. Lineage: Eukaryota; Metazoa; Chordata; Actinopteri; Gobiiformes; Gobiidae. The record is from the annotation of a GenBank genome assembly.